AUGUCCUCGGGGAGGCCAGUGGAUGGGCCAGGGGGUGGGACAGGAGGCAAGGGAGGUAAGGGGCACAAAGGUGCAUAUAGGUUGAGAAUUGAGUCCUGGAACAUAGGUACAUUGGCGGGUAAGUGUAUAGAGCUGGAAAAGAUCCCGAAGAAGAGGAAAGUCAAUAUAGCGUAUGUCCAAGAGGCUCGAUGGGUAGGAUCGAGGGCGAGGAAUGCAGACGAGUACAAGCUGUGGUACUCUGGAGUCCUGAAGGGUAAGAAUGGUGUAUGUACUCUGAUGGAUAGGGAACUUAGAGAGUCUGUGGUAGAGGUUAGGCAGGUGAAUGAUAGGUUAAUGUCUAUUAAGUUGGUGGUUGGAGAGAGUACCCUAAAUGUCAUGAGUGUGUAUGCGACGCAAGCAGGCUUGGAUAAGGAGGUCAAGAGGCGCUUCUAG
Molecule: messenger RNA, 432 nt
Organism: Nicotiana tabacum (common tobacco)
Lineage: Eukaryota; Viridiplantae; Streptophyta; Magnoliopsida; Solanales; Solanaceae
Source: RefSeq, a predicted model, not a curated record